Molecule: messenger RNA, 805 nt
Organism: Acanthopagrus latus (yellowfin seabream)
Lineage: Eukaryota; Metazoa; Chordata; Actinopteri; Spariformes; Sparidae
Product: histone H1-like
Exons: 2
Coding region: 1-678 (225 amino acids)
Biological process (GO): nucleosome assembly
Cellular component (GO): nucleosome
Molecular function (GO): structural constituent of chromatin; DNA binding
Source: RefSeq, a predicted model, not a curated record
AUGGUGGAAGUCGCUCCAGCUCCGACUAAAGCUGCCAAGAAGAAGCGGGUGAACAAGCCCAGAACCGGACCCGGACUCAGCGACCGGAUCGUUGCGGUCGUGUCCGCGUCCAAUGAGCGGGGGGGCGUGUCGGGGUCGGCCAUCAAGAAGGCUCUGAUCGCAGGGGGGUAUGACGUGGAGACGAACAACGGCCGUGUUAAACUCGCCCUCAGGAAUCUGGUGCUGAGGGGGACUCUGAUCCAGGCCAGGGGGUCCGGGGCAUCCGGCUCCUUCAAGAUCAGCAAGAAGCCGGCUGAGCCCAGAGCCAAGAGGGGAACCAACAAGACCGUGAAGACCGUGAGGGCAAAGAAACCAGCGACACAGACCAAGAAGCCAGCCGCUAAGAAACCACCGAAGAAGGCGAAGAAACCAGCGGCCAGGAAGACCACCAAGACCCCCAAGACAGGAACCAAGACCCCCAAGACAGGAACCAAGACCCCCAAGACAGGAACCAGGAGAACCAGGAGCCCCAAGACAGGAACCAGGAGCCCCAAGACAGGAACCAAGACCCCCAAGACAGGAACCAGGAGCCCCAAGAUCCCCAAGAAAGUGGCCAGGAAGACCUCUGCAGCCAAGAAGUCACCUGUCAAGAGGGUCUCCAAGCCCAAAACCACCAAGGCAGCACUGAAGAAGAAGUGAGCUGUGAUCACCUGAACAACUAAAGGCUCUUUUAAGAGCCACACAGCUGCUCUGAAAGACUUGAGUCCUGGUUAUCAGUAACAUCAGUCAACACACACAUGCAGGAAAAAAAAAAGGUUUAAUCUCA